GGAAGCUUUCUCUUGAGCAAUUCCCUACCCACAAAGACAAAGCUGCUAUUAUAACUAUUAAAGAACCCCAACAAAACAACACCCCCACAGUUCUUUCUCUCUUUCUCUCUCUUCAUGGACUUGGAUAUGAAGCAAUGGAGAUUCCACCAUGAACAGAAGCAAAAGCAUCAGAAGCAGCAGGAUGAGUCAGACCUAGAACAACAACAACAACAACAGCCAACAGGUCCAACACCUUCUGGUCCAGAUUCUGCCCUCCCUUUGUUUGUACCUGAAAUCACCAACAACUCUUUGCCUCUCUUUCCUCCCCCAACCUCCUCCACCACCACCACCACCAAGAUGAUGAUGAUGAUGCCAAGCAACAACAGCUAUUUCAGCUUGACUCAAUGGCAGGAGCUUGAAUUACAGGCAUUAAUCUACAAGCAUAUGCUCGCCGGUGCUGCCGUCCCACCUCAACUCCUCCACCUCCUCAACAAAACCCUUCUCAGAUCAUCUCUCCCUUUUCCCCUCCAACACCCUUUUCACCAAUAUCCCCAUUACCAGUCUCCUUUGUUGCAAGCCAGUGCCGCCGGACAUUGGGGAAGACCAGGAGGACCCAUGGAUCCUGAACCAGGUAGGUGCAGGAGAACUGACGGUAAGAAAUGGAGGUGUUCCAAAGAUGUGGUGGCUGCCCACAAGUAUUGUGACCGCCACAUGCACCGUGGCCGCAACCGUUCAAGAAAGCCUGUGGAAACCUCCUCAUCCUCUUCUGCAACUACUGCUAAUUCCCUAGCGGAUUCUCCAACAACUACUGCUCAUCUCAAUCAAAACAGGAGAACCUUAGAAGUGGGGACAGAAGAAAAUAAGGGUAUGUUUGGAAUGCAGAACGAAGUGGCUGUGGUUUCUAAGGAGCUGAAACCUGCUGGGGACCGUGUUCUACGCCACUUCUUUGAUGAUUGGCCUAGACCACCACUUCACCAAACUGAAAAUUCCGACGACACUGGUCCUGUGACCCUCUCCACUUCAACUAAUGUGUCGGAUUUCUCACUCAAACUGGCCACAGGGCAUGAAGAUGAUACUAAUAACAAUACUGAACGAGAUCUGAACCAAUUGAAUUGGGCUUCCGGAUGGAGAGGAGCAGGACCGAUGGGCGGUCCACUUGCGGAGGCUUUGAGGACCUCAACGACUGAUUCGUCGCCAACUAGUGUUCUACACCAUUUGGCACGACAUCCUAACUGAUUGUGUGUAUCCAGCAUGUUUUUCUAAUAACAACAAACAAAUGGGGGAAUGUCUUUCUAAGUUUCAAUCUCUUUUGAGAUUGCUUUGUGAUGUGUCUAAUGUCAGUUUGGAACACCUUUUAUGUCAGAUUUUCUAAUCCUAAUAAUGUGAAUCCGGAUUGGGAUUACAUUUGA
Messenger RNA from Impatiens glandulifera, 1388 nucleotides. Its product is annotated as growth-regulating factor 3-like. The transcript has 4 exons. Gene Ontology annotation, biological process: DNA-templated transcription; regulation of DNA-templated transcription; developmental process. Gene Ontology annotation, molecular function: ATP binding. The record is from RefSeq and is a predicted model, not a curated record. Gene Ontology annotation, cellular component: nucleus. Lineage: Eukaryota; Viridiplantae; Streptophyta; Magnoliopsida; Ericales; Balsaminaceae. The coding region runs from base 115 to 1215 and encodes 366 amino acids.